Coffea eugenioides is the source of this 3312-nucleotide messenger RNA. RefSeq names its product putative pentatricopeptide repeat-containing protein At3g47840. The record is from RefSeq and is a predicted model, not a curated record. Gene Ontology annotation, biological process: RNA modification. Bases 184 to 2319 code for a protein of 711 amino acids. Lineage: Eukaryota; Viridiplantae; Streptophyta; Magnoliopsida; Gentianales; Rubiaceae. The transcript has a single exon. Gene Ontology annotation, molecular function: RNA binding; protein binding.
UAUACAUCUAAACUUGAACUUUAUGGAUCCUGCGUUCGCAGAUAAUGCUCUCCCCAUAAGUGUCAUUAUGUUUUUGGGUAGAGGGUUCUGCAAUACGCCGAGCCAAAAAAGAAUAUUGUCAUCAUGAAGGAGGCGGGAUUGUUGGAUCACAGAACUAUCAACUUCUGUGAGUAAGUCAAAACUAUGGUCUCACCAUUGAGGCCCUGUAUCAGAAGAUUAUAUGCAACCUCAAGUAUUGCCUACGGUGCUGAACCCAGAAGUUGUUUGGCUUCUGGGACGAGCACAGAUUACUUGACAAGAAAAGCCCACGAAGGUUCUCAAGUUGACAUCUUGUUAAUUAACUCAAGGCUGAAAGAGCUUGUGAAAAUGGGGCAUCUUUGUGACGCGCGGAGGAUGUUUGAUGAAUUGCCGCAAAGGGAUGAAAUUUCGUGGACCAAUAUGAUAGCAGGAUAUGUCAACGGAUCUGAUCCGUCAGAAGCAUUGUCUUUGUUUUCUAGGAUGUGGGUUGACCCUAAUCUUCAAAUGGACCCUUUUGUACUUAGUCUAGCAUUGAAGGCUUCUGGGAUUAGUAUGAACAAGAAAUUUGGAGAUUCACUACAUGGAUACUCGGUGAAAACUGGCUUUGUGAAUUCUGUUUUCGUCGGAAGUGCACUAGUUGAUAUGUAUAUGAAAAUUGGGAAGGUUUGGGAUGCUCGUAUAGUUUUUAAUGAGAUGCCUUUGAGGAAUGUAGUUUCUUGGACUGCCGUUAUUACAGGACUUGUUCAUGCUGGUUCUGAUAUGGACGGCUUAAUGUCUUUUGCUGAAAUGUGGAGAGAAGGCAUUAAUUACGAUUCAUAUAGUUUGGCCAUUGCAUUGAAGGCAUGUGCCAAUUUGGGUGAAUUGAAUUAUGGCAGAGAAAUCCAUACCCACACGAUAAAAAAAGGGUUGGAUGCAAGUUCAUAUGUUGCUAAUAGUCUUGCAACAAUGUACAAUAAGUGCAAUAAAUUGAAUUAUGGCUUACAGUUGUUUAAGAAGAUGCAUGCCAAAGAUGUGGUUUCAUGGACAACCAUGAUUGCGACAUAUGUUCAGAUGGGUCAAGAGCAUCUUGGGAUACAAACUUUCUUGCAAAUGAGAGAAUCUGAUGUCAGUCCUAAUGGGUUUACAUUUUCAACUCUGAUCUCGGGCUGUGCAAAUAUUUUGAAACUUGACUGGGGUGAACAGUUGCAUGCACAUGUUCUUCGUUUAGGUCUUGCUCAUUAUCUAUCUGUGACAAAUUCCCUUGUGACUUUAUACUCAAAGUGUGGACAACUCGAUUCAGCUACUAAAAUGUUUCAGGAAAUGAGCACGAGGGAUAUUGUUUCCUGGAGCACAAUUAUUGCUGGAUAUGCUCAAGGAGGUUAUGGCGAGGAAGCCUUUGAUUUUCUAUCACAGAUGAGAAGGUCAGGACCAAAGCCCACUGAAUUUGCUCUUGCUAGUCUGUUAAGUCUUUGUGGAAGUAUGGCAAUUCUUGACCAAGGAAAGCAACUUCAUGCCCAUGUUUUCAUUAUUGGAUUAGAUCACACAGCUAUGAUUAGGAGUGCUUUAAUAAAUAUGUAUUCAAAAUGUGGAAGUAUAGGAGAAGCCUCGACUGUAUUCUAUAAGAUGGAGAAUGAUGAUGUCAUAUCAUGGACUGCCAUGAUUAAUGGAUAUGCUGAACACGGAUACAGCCAUGAAGCCAUAAAGUUAUUUGAAGAAAUGGCAAAGGUUGGCCUGAGACCAGAUCCUGUGACCUUCAUUGGUGUUCUUAGUGCUUGCAGCCAUGUUGGGCUCGUUGACCUUGGCUUUCACUACCUCAACUUGAUGAGCAAGAUGUAUAAGAUAACCCCUUCUAAAGAACAUUAUGGUUGCAUGAUUGAUCUCCUAUGCCGAGCUGGACGAUUGCAUGAUGCAGAGAACAUGAUCAAGACUAUGCCACUUGAUCAGGAUGAUGUUGUGUGGUCGACUCUGCUCAGAGCGUCGAGGCUACAUGGUGAUGUUGAAUGCGGAAGACGAGCUGCAGAACAGAUUCUUAAGAUGGAUCCAAGUUGUGCAGGGACCCACAUUACCCUAGCUAAUAUUUACUCUUCGGCUGGAAAGUGGAGAGAAGCAGCAAAAGUUAGGAAGCUCUUGAAAUCAAAAGGUGUCAUCAAGGAGCCAGGAUGGUCUUGGAUCAAAGUCAAGGAUCAAAUUUCUGCAUUUGUCGCUGGUGAUCGAUCCCAUUCUCAGUCUGAAGAGAUAUACUAUAUUCUGGAUUUAGUCGCUUCCAAAACAGAAGUUGCAGUCUUCGAGCUAGAUUGCCUGCUUCAUGACCUAGAAGAUUAGCAGAAGUUUAAGCAGAUGCUUCAAAUCUUUAACGAAUGCUGAGAAACAUCUUUGAGAUUUUGAUUCCCUUCAGAAAUGACCUAGCAACAUGUUCUGACAGGUCUAUCUAAAUUUUCACCAUAUAUUGCUCUGUCAGAAGGUUGAAGGUGGUGUCUACUUGGAGACAACUACGGCUGAAAUCAAGAAAUAGCUACUCCUGUCCUCUAGUCCUGGAGUGAGCUUGUCUGAGUUUAUUUAAGGAGCUAUUUGCAUGUUACAUGGAGAUGCUGACUGUGAAAUUCAUUUAUCUUGUGGCUUCAGCGAAACGUCUGAAGGAGGAACGUAGGAUGAGCCAGCUAACCUUAAGGCAGUCAGGCCAGACACGAUAUCUUCACACCUUUUAGCUAAACCUCUGCAAUUAAAUUGACCUAAGGACUGGGCUGAGAGGCGUGUGAAAGAAAGAAAACACACAAUUGGACUCCUUUAAUUGCAUCAAAGGGAGGACGAAACUCAUGUCCUAGUUUCUGGUGCAAACCACCGUGUAUCCAUUGGGAAGCCAAAUUCUUUACGUGGAUAUCCUAUUUGUGAUCAUUGCGGGUCAGGAGAAACUAUAAACAGAUUCUUGGUUAGAGUUUCUGGAUAAUUUCUUGUGAAUGAAGGGUUCAGUAAUAAGUGAGCUAAUUUAAGUAGAUUAUGAAAGCUUUUGGUUCCACAGAAGUGCGGUCAGGAUUUCCAGUUUAAUGUACGAUCAGAACGAAACUGUCUGUGGUUGGAAGCUUGGAUGCAAAUUUGCAUGACCGUGAAUAGUUGGUCUUAAUUCAUUAUCGUAUGCAUCAAAUUUGAGACAGAUAAGUGCUUCAUUGGUGGAUACAAGGAAAAACAGCCGCCAGCAAAAGUGAUUUGGCUUGGCUGCUUUUGUUUUGUUUUGGAAGAUUUUGUAAAGCCAUGAAUAUUUUUUCUUCUUUUGGGCAUAAAGCCAUGAAAUUUGUUAAUGGAUGUUUAUACUCUCAACAA